Messenger RNA from Miscanthus lutarioriparius, 999 nucleotides. Lineage: Eukaryota; Viridiplantae; Streptophyta; Magnoliopsida; Poales; Poaceae. The record is from the annotation of a GenBank genome assembly.
AUGGCUGGCAAAGAAAUUCUUCAGAAAGGAAUGAUUCGAAGAAUUGAAGAUGGCGGCUCAACAAAUAUUUGGCAAGAUAGAUGGAUUCCUAUGCAUUUUGAUGCCCGACCUCUUACUCCGAGGGCUGAUCAGGAGAUUGAUCUAGUCUCGGAUUUAUUAACUGAAUCCGGGCAUUGGAAUGAAGAGCUGAUUCGAGAGUCCUUUAUCCCAGUUGAUGCAAGGGCAAUCCUACGACUUCCAGUCAGACAACAAGGGGAGGACUGGUGGGCUUGGGAACCAGAAAAACAUGGUGUAUAUUCUGUUAAAUCGGCUUAUAGGAAACUUGCUACUGAACAUACUCAAGGUGAUACACUGCAACCGCAGGCAUCCGGAGACAUCUCAUGGCAGAGAAUUUGGGGCCUCGAUGUGCCACCAAAGGUCAAAGUGUUUUGGGGGAGAGUGCUACAUGAGUUUCUGCCGGCGAAAGCAAUUCUACACCAUCGCCAUAUAGAGCCUUUGGCCUUCUGUGAUCUUUGUGGUGCGGAACAAGAAACAAUAAAGCAUGUUCUGAUGGAUUGCACAGUUGCGAAGCUCUUUUGGCAUGAAGUCAAGGCACUGACCGGCGCAAAACUGCCUAAGAUGCACACUCAGUUCUGGGCAUCGGAUAUCCUAAGGCCGGAAUUCUGCACUGACAAGGAAAGGGGGCUUUUCAUCAUUGGUAUGUAUGCUCUCUGGUCUCAACGGAAUCAGCGCCGACAUGGGGAGAAUGUGCCACCAAUCAGAGUGGCUGUUAACUGGGCUGUGGAUCUGGCACACGACCUAUGGCAGAUCACCCAGGAGAAGAAGCCGGUGAAGCCGGUUACUGUCAGGCAAAAUUGGCGGCCACCGCCUAGUGGUUGGUGUAAGUGCAAUGUUGAUGCGGCAUUUGAUGCAAACGCUGGCCAGGGGGCGACAGCAGUGGUUCUCCGGUCCGAUGAUGGGAGCUUUGGUGGCGGACGUGCUCGGUGGUACCCUCACUGA